Cimex lectularius (bed bug) is the source of this 2903-nucleotide messenger RNA. RefSeq lists its product as uncharacterized. The transcript is spliced from 11 exons. NCBI's taxonomy places the organism in Eukaryota, Metazoa, Arthropoda, Insecta, Hemiptera, Cimicidae. Gene Ontology annotation, molecular function: serine-type endopeptidase activity. The record is from RefSeq and is a predicted model, not a curated record. The coding region runs from base 120 to 2699 and encodes 859 amino acids. Gene Ontology annotation, biological process: proteolysis.
UUUCGGUUUCCAACCCGUACAAAAAUCAGCCGACGGGACCAUUUUUCACUCACUAUAAGGCCAAUUGUUCAGAAGGUUGAGGAAAUCUCUUGACAAUAGGACUCAACUUGUGAAACCAGAUGAAGACGUUUGUAUUGCUGGUUUGCCUGCUAGCUUUGGGCGGCUUGUCGUCCGGAGAGGACUGGGCUUGGAAAAAAAGCUCAGAAGCUUCCGAAGAAGAAAAGUCCGAAGCCGGCGAAUCCACGACCCUCAGACCCGCGUCCACAAACGACACACAGGCCAGGCAUUUCAUCAAGGACAGACUCUGCGACCUCGGGCUCGGCGGGUGCGGAGAUGAAGAGAUAGAAGAAAAAAGGCCGCACGUUCACCCGCACGAUCUGAUAUACGCUCAACCCGUGCAUCUUAAACCCGUGGGACGUCCCAUCCCCGCGGUGCCGGUACGCGGAUCGCCGACCGGACCCGGCUACGGUCCACCACCUCCCUCGAUCGGCGGAUACGGUCCUCCUAGGCCUGUACCUUUCCGUCCAAGGCCCAACAUUUACAACAAACCGCCGGCGAUCUACGAACCAGAACACGAGCCCACCAUCUUAGAAGAAAAACGCCCAGGACAUCACGGAGUUAACGGCGUACAGACUCAUGUACAUCAUCAUUUCCACCAUGGAGACGAGAAAGAUCAUCAUACUGGAGUGUACGACACGACAAACACCCUUCAUCCCGUUUACUCCCCAGGAUCCAGCUAUUCUCCACCAUCCAACUUGAACUUUUACAAGAAACAACUUAACGUCAAGCAACCACACGCUCUGAACCCACUUGUCCAGAACAGCUACGAGAGCUACCCUCCUUAUCAGAAAGAAGAGUGCUACUGCGUCCCCUACGAUCAGUGCCCUCCUCACGAAGUGGCCCGCAAGGAAGACAGAAGGGAACCGCUCAUCGAUCCCAGGGCGAACCCUAGUGACAUCCAGGCCCUCGCCGAAGACGAAGUGGUCGUGACAGACGGAAACGGAACUAUGACCGUCGUUAAACAGAAACGCGAGUUGGACGAAGAAGAGAAGGCUAGAAGGAGACGCGAAGUGGAAGACAGCGAGGCCGAAGGUUCCGAGAAGAGCGUGAAAGCUAAGAAACUCGGAUUGGGCGGAUCGAACGAUGAGGACGGCGGCGGCGAAGGGCUGAAGCUGAGACCGACGUUCGGGGUGUCGUUCGGCCUUCCGUCCAACGGAGGCUAUCAGACCAACCCUUUUGGACACUAUCCCGCCCUCAAUCCCUACGGGGGAUCUGUCGGAGGGCAAGGCCUGGACCUCGGCCUCGUCUCCGUCAACCCUCUCCUUUCCGUCCAGGUCACCAAGGACGAGUACGGCGAUAAAGUCGUCAAGCCUUUGGUAAACCUUCACGUCACACCGAACCACGGAUUGGUGAACAAGAUCGGAAAUCUUCUCCACCACGUCAAAUCUCCCAAUUAUGGACCGCCUUACAUGUACCACCACCAUCAACACGUGCACAAAAUCCCACCUUUUAAGCCUUACCGGCCAUACCCCGCACCUUACUAUUCGCAUUAUACACCUCAUUACUCACCCCAAUAUUCAUCCUACCCGCCCUCUCACUCGUCCUCUUAUCCUUCUUAUUCGUCCUCUUAUCCGUCUUCCUUCCGGCCAUCUCCGUUCAGAGACGAACCCGAAUACAUCGACGACGACGAAGACGACUACUAUAGAAACGCCCAGUCGAACAUCACCGCCCAGACGUCUCAGGGCUCUGGAAAAUUCGCUUUUCCGCAAGAUAGAAGCGAUCGUUCAAAAAGAGAUACACAAGAGCGCCAGGCGUAUUACGGAGGAAGGAACUGCGGCCCCAGGGAAGUCUGCUGCAGGCGUCCUGCCAGAACUAGUCCUCAGUACAGGCCCCAUUCAGGACAAUGCGGUGUCAGAAACGCGCACGGCAUCAACGGAAGGAUAAAAAAUCCAGUCUACGUCGACGGCGAUAGCGAAUUCGGUGAAUACCCAUGGCAAGUGGCCAUCCUCAAGAAAGACCCGCAAGAAUCUGUAUACGUCUGCGGUGGAACUUUGAUCGAUCCGUUGCACGUCCUCACCGCUGCUCACUGCAUCAAAUCGUACACGGCGUUUGACCUGAGGGUUAGGCUGGGUGAAUGGGAUGUCAACCACGACGUCGAAUUUUUCCCGUAUGAGGAAAGAGACGUCCUCAAUGUCAACGUGCACCCUGAAUUCUACGCAGGUACUCUUUAUAACGACUUGGCCAUCCUGAGGCUGGAAAGGGCCGCAUCGGCGGGAGUCAGCCCUCACAUCUCCCCUGCCUGCUUGCCGGAUCAGCACGCGGACUUCACCGGCGCCAGGUGUUGGACCACCGGCUGGGGCAAAGACGCUUUCGGCGACUACGGCAAAUACCAAAACAUCCUUAAGGAGGUGGAUGUACCUGUCCUUAGCCACCACCAGUGCCAGGCUCAGCUUCAGCAGACUAGGCUUGGCUAUGACUUCAAACUUCACCCCGGCUUCGUCUGCGCCGGAGGGGAAGAGGGCAAAGACGCUUGCAAGGGCGACGGAGGCGGCCCGAUGGUCUGCGAACGAGGUGGCAUCUGGCAGCUGGUCGGCGUCGUCUCCUGGGGGGUCGGCUGCGGCCAAUACGGCGUCCCGGGUGUUUACGUCAAAGUACAGCACUACCUCCCUUGGAUCAGGCAGAUCACGAACCAGUUUUAAAAUCCGCAAUAACCUAAGAACUUCAGGCUGCCCGGCUUGGAGAUAAGUGUAAUGCAUUUUGGCAUUUUUCCAUGUCUAUAGUUUAGUGAAGGUUUUGUAUUUAAUUUCAUCUGGCCAGUUAAUUCAAACUAAACUUAAUGUUCCCCUACUUAGUUUUGUUAAGUAUUUAUUUAACUUCGAGCUUUUAAUUUCUUUGUAAAUAAA